CUGGUACCACACACAGCCACCCACACGGUGCUGUACACGCUAGGGCUGGUGCUACACACAGCCACCCACACGGUGCUGUCCACGAUGUAGGAACAUCGAACGGCACGGCCCUUCUGGGCCGGCACCAUACAGUGACAUCCCCGAUAUCACUAUACAAUCAAUAUUUAUGGCCACUAGGCCCCGUACUGUCUUUACAUAUAUACUCCCGGGCUCUUUAGGGACUUAGGACACAGGCCAUCAUAUCUCGGUGCCUUGUUUGAACCUUGUGACCCCUGAGGGUCACUUCCACCAUCAGUGGUUAGAUCUGUUGUUGACUCAAGGUGAUGUUGAAUUUUUUAGGGUGAGCUUGUCGAUUGGUGUCUUAAAACAUGACAUUCAUGUGGGAAAUCACAGCAAUUUCUGUGGUUUUUGGUGGUCUGGGCUGUUGGUUUUGAGGUGUCUGUUCUGGAGGAGCUGUGCGCUAGGUCUUACGGCUGGAGUGAGUGAAGUCCACAAGUCUGCAGUGUCUUGUUAUGUACUAAUGUUGGAUCUCCCCAGCCUGGCAGUUGAAAGAAAUGGGGAAAGUUUAUCAAAUCUCUUCGCCUCUGUUCUCCCAGUAGUAUAAACGUUUACACCACAGUAAAUUGGCAGGUCACGUGUGGUAGGUUACAGUGUGGGUAUUAUUACCUGUUCCAAGACAUGUGGCCAGCAUGGAACAGUAGUCCAAAAACUCUCCAGAAGGGGCAUCUCUAGCAUUCCCUCGUCCCAAUCCAUGCUUUUUGAGCACCAGAAUAUGUUUUUUCCCAGUCCAUAAUUGUUUCAAACCAUUUCAUUGCUGUCUGACAGGGGGAGUGUAUAUAGUGUUUUAGGGUUUGUCAUGUGUUUCUUGAUGUUGCAACAAGCAUCAGAUAAGGGGUAAAGUCUAUUGUGUUGGUGUUUGAGCACAACGUGUUUUUUGUCACCUUGAUUACACUAGCAAAUGUGCACGGAUGGACAAUACUGCAUCCCUACGAAUAAUUGUGGUGCACGUGUCAAUGGCUUCGGUUAUUAAGCUGAGCGGCGAUUUAAGUAAAAUAGCUGCAGACAAUAUGACAGAGGACAGCUCUGGUCACCUCUUUAAGAAUCAUCACAGCUGUUCAAUGCCACGGAACAAAGGAUAGCCAAAAUAAUCAGGCAUCCUACUGAGGCAGACUGAGAUAGACCGAACAUCACUAGGUUGAUAGGGUCAGGUUUUAACAAUGAAUGUUCUGUACCACGUAAGGUGUGACUGAUGCUCUGCCCACACAUACUUGUUGCUACUAUUGCUCCUGCACCUUUUAAAUGAUCUGGGCAAUCCCAGCCCCUUAAUUCCCUAAAUCUAUUAGUUCCACUGACUUAACUAAACAUUUUAAGCAUUUCCUUUUAAUUGAUAAGUGUUUUUUCUAUUAUGACUGUCUAUUACGGAUGCAAUUUAGGCGUCACAAUUUUAUUUAAAUGAACAAUAAUUGUCAUACAUCAUAUACUAAUAAUACAAAUACCUAAAAGCACUCUUUACUAUUUGGGAAAAAAAAAGUACGUUAGGUGUUCGGCUACAUUGAAAGUUCAUUUUAAAACGUCUUCGUCUCUCUGUCCCCCCCUGUCUCUGCUUCUGUCUCUUGUCUCCCCUUUUCUCUCUCUGACCCUGUCUCUUUUCCAGGCUUCCUCUGUCUAACUAUAUGUUUGUCUCUGUGUCUCGUUCGUAUUUGUCUUGCUGUCUCUUGCUUCAUCUCCGUCAUUCUCCCUCAUUCAUUUGUCUCUUCUUUCUGUGUCUUUCUGUCUGCCCCCUCGACUCUCCUGCCUCCACUGUGAGACGUGGUGGUCACAUGACUAACAGUGGUCAUUAGCGCUUACAAUUAUUGGCUUUACAUUUUUUAUUGUUACUAUUUGGUCAAAAUUGACACUAUUUAAAGAUAAUUUGAAGAAAAAGUUAACAUUUGAUGCACCGCUAAAUCUUAACGUACAAUAUUUGAUGCAUAUUCCGUAUCUGAGACUUAUUGAUCAAUAUGAAUUGAGAAAUGCAUACAUUUUACACCUCUAAUGUGCAUGUGUAUAAAAUGUAGUCCAUAGGUUUGUUAAAAAAAUAAUUGAAUGCAUAUACUUGUCAGUUAAGAAAACUAUUAACAUGAAUACCACGAUAAACCAAAUGUCCACAGCGUUUAUAGAGUAUAGUUACCUAAAAAGCUAUUCUGGAUAUUAUAUAUCCACAAGUAAAGUAAGAAUCCAGAAUUGUUGACGCUGAUAAACUGUGGGAAAACACAGGCGUGAUUAAUUUAUUAAUGCUAGUUUUAUUGAGAGCACUUUAUGCUGAUUGCUAGCACGCUUGUGUGCUCCGUAACUGGGCAACCUCAAGUGAUGGACUUUGUUAAGAUUAUAGAGAGAGAGAUGUUGUGCUUUGCCACCGUCCCAGUUGCUAAUUUUGUGUGCGUACAGUCGCCAUGUCCAGCCAUCGUAGCCAGCCAUUUUUAAAUCCUUCAGCUUGGGAUUAUACAACCUCAGCAGCGCUAACUCGUAACAUUUUUUUUCUCUGUCAAAAUUGUUUGCGUUCAUUGGCACGGCUGUAAGGAGUUACCCUAGCAGCACUAUAUUUUCAGGAAAAAAAUUGAGCGUGACAUUCUUAAAGCAAUCACGGAAUAACUUGAAAUAAUUACACGUAAUGCUUGUGUUGCACUAUGUCAUGACGUAACCUUUAAAAUGUUACCAAAUGUAGAAACGAACAUUUGUGUAGAUUUACCUCUCCACACCACCCCCCUACAUACAUGUCACAAAAUUAUACUGGGGAAUGGUAGCUCCAAUCACAACACAUGGAAUAUUGCAACAGAAGCUUUUCUCUUUGUACUUAUGUUUAGAGUUUUUUACGUGUUUAAUCAGGAACCCAUAUCCGAAGUUUAGUUGAAUUUUUCCAGAUUGCAAACAAAUUCCUUUUCGGGGUUUUUUGGAACACGUUUUGGAUAGUUGCGGCCUGAAUUUUGAAUUGUAUUGAAAGCACAAUUCUAGCCACAUCUUGUUUACAAAACCCAACAAGAGAGUUCACUCGGUUCAUGCCUGGAAUUGUUUUUAAUGAACGUUUUAUGUGUUGUGAUGACAUGCUGUCUCUUUUAACGGUUUUGGUAAUUUCUGUAUAAAUAUGUUUUCAUUUAUUAAGGACACUGUGACAACUUGAAAUAACUGCAUCGGUACAGGUGUUGAGAAGUUCCCGACGACUCGCUCGGAAGCUGAGCAGCAAGCGAACGGCCAGCGGCAGCAGCAGCAGCAGCAGCACGCGCCGCAGCCGAUGAUGUCGACGCCGCUGCCUCCCUUGCCGCCUCCCAGCGCUGCACAGUGGCUUCACCCGGGCUCUUCUCCCCAUCCACCGGGCCAGGUUUUCUUCCGUGAGCCUGGCUGGCACUCUGGGUCUCCCAGUCCCAAACCUGCUGAGCACGUGUUCUCCAUCCACAGAUCCAGCUCAGACCCAGAGGCGCCCGAGGCAGGCGGCGGUUCGUGCACGGGAGGCAGGGGGCCCGGGGGGUGCGAGCCGGUGUCGGGUGGCUCCACGUGCAGCUCCCCGACGGCGGCCGUGAGCCCACGCUCGCUGCGCGAGACGCACUACUGCGCCGUGUGCAGCGACCUGGCGUCCGGAUACCACUAUGGCGUGUGGUCGUGCGAGGGCUGCAAGGCGUUCUUCAAGCGCAGCAUACAAGGCAAGACAAACUACAUCUGCCCAGCUACAAACCAGUGUACGAUUGACAAGAACCGGCGGAAGAGCUGCCAGGCGUGUCGGCUCCGCAAGUGCCACGAGGUCGGGAUGGUUCGAGAUGCGUGCCGCAGGGACCGCAGGGGUGGCGGCGGAGCGCUGAGAGGACCGGCCGGCGCCGCUGCGCGCAACCCUGCGCAGAACCCUCCCAACCACAAGCGCAGCUGCAGCGAGACGGACAGCGCGACCGGGCGGCCCAGCCCGGCGCCGGCCGCCGCCUCGCCGGAGGCCCCCGAGUGCAAGCGCAACCCGUCGGAGCCCCCGGCGGUCAACCAGAUGCUCACUUCCUUGAUGGAGGCGGAGCCGCCCAAGGUGUUGUCUUUGCAGGAGUCCAAGCAGCCAUUCUCCGAGGCCUCGCUCAUGAAUGUGCUCACCAACCUGGCCGACCGAGAGCUCGUGCACAUGAUCGCCUGGGCCAAAAAGAUCCCGGGCUUCAUGGACAUCAACCUGGAGGACCAGGUACAGCUACUGGAGUCUUGCUGGCUGGAAGUGCUCAUGGUGGGACUCAUUUGGAGGUCCAUGACCCAUCCUGGCAAGCUGGUCUUUGCCGCUGACCUGGUGCUCGAGAGGGACGACGGCUGUUGCGUGGAAGGCAUCGUGGACAUCUUUGACCUGCUCUUGCGGACAGCCUCUCAGUUCAUCGAGCUCAGCGUGACUCUGGAGGAGUUCAUCUGCCUCAAGGCCAUGGUGCUGCUGAACUCGAGCCUGUUUCCGGUGCUGCCCCCACCAUCAGCACCGCCACCCACGUCAAUUUCACAACCCAUCCCUAUGCUGUCCGGAAUGGGCCCUGCUGCUCUUGCUACUGCUACAGCCACCGCCGCCGCCACCGACACCACAUCCCCUUCGGUUUCAGCACAAGCCACAGCCACCGCCAUCACGACCCCUCACCCCGCCGACCCUUGCUCCAUGUCCAUUGCCGACGUGGCGUCGACGCUGCCCCAAAUGUCGCCAGGCCAGGCUGUCUAUUCACUGGAGGGCCGGAGAAGCGAGCAGGGUUCCGGCAGUAGCAGCAGCAGCAGCAGCAGCGAGAAGGUGCGGCGCAUCCUGGACGGCGUGACGGAUGCGCUGGCAUGGCACAUGGCUCAGUCGGACAUCCCCGUGAUGGAGCGUCCCCGUCGCCUCGUCUGCCUCCUGCUGCUACUCUCGCACAUCCGCUUCAUCGGCAACAAAGGGAUCCAGCAUCUGUACAACAUCAAGCGCAAGAACGUGGUGCCGCUGUACGACCUGCUUCUCGAGAUGCUGGAUGCGAAUGUGCUGAGCGAGCACAGCGCGUGUUCCAAGAUAUCCCAGGCAACUGGCACCCAGGACACUGGCAGCGGCGGCGGUGGUGGAGGUGGCAGCCAGUGCAAGGCCAUGGAGAACUCGCGCAACUCAGUCAAGUCCCCCGCUUUGCAGUCGAAUGACGAGCCGCCAUCGGCAAAGAUCAGGAUGACGAUGGGCAGCGAGCAACCCUUUGACGCUCUGGGUUGACUGAGUGAGGCGUCGAUCCGCAUGUGUGAUGUACACGCCGUGUGAAAACACUACGCCCAGGCCAUUUUGUAUCCAAAUAUCAACUGUCACUGUGGGUGUUUUUUUUCUUUGUUUGUUCGCUCCGAAUAGUCGCCGAGAUAUUACAGGAUUCGAUUUUCCUAACUUAUGAGCUUCAGACGAAAGAGACGGGUCAAAUCAAGGUACGCCCAGCUGGUGGAAAAAUCAGACAUGCGGUAAAUGUUUGCGAGUGGUCUGAAAGGCUCGUGAAGACUCGUCGUGGUUGCAUUAGAAAACUUGGGCAUUUGUGAGGUCUGUUUAAUUGGUGUAUUCUUUGUUCCACAUCGAUUGUUGUAAACAUACGUGAUGGUGCAUAACAUUUAUAUAUUUUGAGAGUACCCUGACCACCGCGUAGCGCCACACCUUGUUGAUUAAUUGCACUCUGGUUUCUUUCGACUAAUUGUGUAGCUCAGGGGUGCUCAACCAGAUGACGUGGCAUUCUGUAUGGAGUGUUUUGGACUUGGAAAUCCACACACGCGCGCGCACGUGUGUCGGAGCCUUGACGAUCUGGACCUCAGAUUCCCGGAUGCUUUAAAAAAAAUCCCGAUGUCUGUACCGUCAAUCGCAUUGUCAUGUAUAUGAAUAGGUGGCCACGGAACUUGACAAAACAUUUAAUUGUGCAACUGGUUCCUUAAAAAAAAAGUGCCAGCAUGUAUUUGCUGAGUCGUCAUCCGAUUGGCUAAAUAAUUUCGGCCUGAAUAACUUAAUUUUUGUUCUUCGUUGGCCACACGAAGUUAGCAUCAUUAUCGAAGGUAUACCAGGUAUACCGUGAUUGACUAAGUUUUAGCCAAUUCCACUUAUAUGUAUUAAAAAAAUGUUUGCAAAUGUACUCGCAUCCAUUAUGUGCACCCAUAUUGGGUACAUGAAAAACCUGGAAAUAUUUGGACCAUUUAUAUAACAAGCUCUGCACUUGCAUAUCCUGGCAUUGUUCAAAUCCAGAUUACUAUACAUCUCAUUUAUUGCUACAUUGGGAUUUUUUGAGGUUGUGUUUUUUUAAUUGCGUGUGUGUACAUAUACACAGGCACACAAAUGUAUAUUUGUAUUGCUGUCUCAAGAUUAGGAGCUAGUAUAUUUAAAAUAUCUAUAUUGACAGUAACCAUCAGAGGUUGUUCUUUCUAAAAAAAAAUAAUAAUUUUGUAAUAAGGCUAAUUAAAACAAAAAAUCACUAAAUUGGGCAGUAUGUCACUGCUCAAGCCUCACAAUGUGGAUAUUUCUGAACAUUCUCAUGCAGUGCACUCUUCGUCUGCUGCUUACACGCUGGAUAUAUUGCAAUAGCGGCACUAGCAAUGCAAGUCAAUGCAUGCAGGGAGAAACUGCAACCGGUUUUGGGUGUGGUUGCCAACUUGUUGUUCUUUCCCCCCCCCCCCCCCCCCCCGAAAUUUUCCGCGGUCUGUUUCUGAUGCCGAGCAAAACGCGCGUCGAUAAAUUGACACCUCCGAUGUUGUAAAACGCGACUCUGUGUUUGGUCUCGAUGCCAACUAAUGAUAGAGAGUGAGUGAGUGCGUGCGUGCGUGCGGGUUGAAAAGCGCACGAGCAUGGGAUGGUCUUUUUGUUCCAAUCGGGAAAAAGGGGGAGACGGCACCACUCUUGAAGAAGUAAAACAAUCAAGCACAAUCGCCGCACGAGUCCUCGCAUAAAUGGAACGCUGCGCGCGCGCGGUGCCGUUGCACGGUGGUGCAAGUGCUGGCGUGCACGGACGGACGGGCAACGCACAGGGGAAGUGUUUCUCCCAGUUGGAAACUGCUGCUAGCUUUGUUGCCGAAACAACGUUUUUUUUGCUGCUGCUGUAAAGCUUAAUCAAAGUACCGUCAGCUUGGACAUGUCGCUUUUUAUUUUAAAAUGCUGUUCGUAGCACAAUUUGCCAAAGCAAUGGAUAGUGUUGCAAAUUGAAGAUGGUUGCUGCUAAGGUGCAUUAUGACGUACGUUGCUCGUGUCACCCCCCCCCCUUCCCCCCACGGCAAUUAUUGCAACAUUCCAUGGCAGUGAAGGCACAUAUCGGUAAUGUAUUGGUGUGACCUUAUGGUUCCAAUUCACUUCACUGUGUAAGGGUAGCGUACUUUUACAACGUAAACGCAAAAUGGAUAUUUGUUGAUGUCGUUGUAGCCGUAGUCAUUAUUGUUGUUCUUAAACUGUCGGUUACAAUCAAAAAAAAUUGUGUACGUGUAUUAAAAAGACAAUGGAGCAGUGGUUGGCUUGACUUGAUGGUAAAAGUGAGCAUUGUUUCUAAAAGGACUGUUUAAUCAGCCUGUGACACUCCGAAUGGUGUUUAUCUGAUUAGCCAAGGCAUUUGUAGCGUAGCUCUAGGCCUGGCUGAUUUAACAAAGCAAUUUCUUGCUCGGGCAUUCUCGACUGCUGUGCAGUGACGAACGCCGGUUCAUACACCUGCUACCAUAAUUGUCGUGAACUUUUCCUAGUGUAUACUUUUAGUGUUUCGUUUUUUUAGGGGGAAAUAUUGCUCGUUAUAUAUGAAAAUAAUUACAAUUAUGGGCGCAGUUGUACGUUCCGGCGUUAAAGUGGCGCUGCAUGCAUCGGAGCAUUAAGAGGGCCAGUCUGAACUGACUGGCACUUAGGGUAAAAAAAAGUUGCACUGUGUUUGGGAGCUGCACUAUAAUAUUUAGAGGAUCGCCUCUGUAAAAGCCUGCAGAGUGAGCCGAAGUGGAAUGCCUUUGACACGAUGGUUUUGAAACGUAGCCAACUGAAUACCGCGUGCAUAAUGAUGUAUAUGCAAUGUUCACACAAUUUAGGAAAUAAUGAUCAUUCUACAGCAAGACAACUUUUUGUGCACCUUAGUGGAGCCUGGUGGCAGAUCAAAAAUAUCGUAUAGUGCAGAUUCGUGCGUGUAAACGCAUCGCCGGCUCAGUAGUUCUGUAGCAAAACGUUCAGUCACCUGUCGCAUGUGCUUGGUUUAAAAAAAAAAGCCUUCUUUGGCACGUGUAAGAAAGGGGCUUUGUGAAUGCCGACUGUGCCAGUAGUAGGCCGUAUUUUCUGGAUUACAUUAUGGGUGGCCACACAUUUGUAAGCAAACAAAGCAAUGACGAACCAAGGAGGAAACAAGCCAGUAAAACAACCGUCAAGGAUACAUUAAAUGGGGGUUAUUUUGUACUUGUAACAACUCGUAACUUUGUGUACCUGCUUAACACUUUCUGUAGACCGUUGGCUGUAUUUUUAAGCGAAUGACCACACUUGAGCCUCGUCAACAGGGCUCCUGGUGGUAGAGAGUGAUAGGUGUUGGUACACAAAGCAAAGGAGUUAGAUGGGGGAGAAGAGGGCAUUUUUGUGGAGAAAACCAGGGGUCAGGGAGAAGGCAUGCGGUAGAUUGUACAAAGAGGGCUCGUAUGCUGUCAUGAAUGCUGCCUUGUGACUUUUAGUAGUCAUUUUGUAAGCAGAAUACUAUGGGUACAUUACUAAUAUAAUGUAUUUUUUAGCCAAUUAAAUGUUCUGUGAGCCAUGUGCCAUA
This is a messenger RNA of Petromyzon marinus (sea lamprey), 8711 nucleotides long. Its product is annotated as estrogen receptor beta. Gene Ontology annotation, biological process: regulation of DNA-templated transcription. The record is from RefSeq and is a predicted model, not a curated record. NCBI's taxonomy places the organism in Eukaryota, Metazoa, Chordata, Hyperoartia, Petromyzontiformes, Petromyzontidae. Gene Ontology annotation, molecular function: zinc ion binding; sequence-specific DNA binding; DNA-binding transcription factor activity.